UUUCCCAUGGAUUCACAUUAUUUCAUGCCAUCUUCGCCUUGCUCCCUGCAUCCUGGAAUACAUACACAUCCAAAUGCAAAUUCAGCACCGGCAGUGCUAAACCCACCGAGAAUCACACCAAUUGGCUUGAAAAUAAGCAAUAGCUACUUUAGUUGUUUAUGCUAUCACCACCACCAGAAGAAGCGAAAGUCAUUGUUCAGGAAGGAUCCUUUUGGUAGACAGACUAGGAAAUGGGGUUAUCAUCAAUUGGAUAACAAUCGAAGUGAGACAGGCGACAGCAAGAAGGGUAGCCUUGCUGGUGCUAUUGCUCUUGUCAUUGGGACUAGUAUCGGUUCUGGAAUCCUCGCACUUCCCCAGAAAGCUUCCCCAGCCCAGGGAUUUGUUCCAAGUUCAGUAUCAAUAAUAGUAUGUUGGGCUUUUCUCCUCAUUGAAGCACUUUUACUCGUUGAAAUCAAUGUGGCUAUUCUGAGGAAGAGGAAGAGGAAGAGGAAGAGAGAUGAGGAAUUGGAGGUCAUUUCUAUUAGAACAAUGGCCCAAGAAACACUUGGGGAAUGGGGUGGCGCUUUGGCCACUGUCACUAAUGUUGUAUUGGGAUAUAGUUGCAUGGCUGCUUAUUGUUCCAAAUCUGGAGAUCUCCUUUUUCAAUGGAUUAAUUUCCCAGCACCUGUCUCAGGCUGUCUAUUCACUGCUCUCUUCACAAUGCUCAUCUCCAUUGGGGGAACUCAAGCUACUGAUCGAGUUAACCAAUGGCUUACAGCUUCCAUGAUUGGUCUCUUAUUGGCUAUUGAAGUACUAGCAGUUGAGUUUGGUGGAUGGUCUGGAAUAGGCGGCAGUGACUGGGCAAAAGUACCAGCAGCGAUGCCUGUCAUUAUCUUUUCUCUAGUGUAUCAUGAUAUAACACCUGUUCUUUGUGCUUAUUUGGAAGGUGAUUUGGAUCGUAUAAGAGCUUCAAUAUUUUUGGGUAGUCUAGUGCCACUGAUGGCAUUACUUAUUUGGGAUGCAAUUGCCGUUGGUUUGGCAGCAGAAGUAGAACAAAUAGUUGAUCCUAUUGAGCUGUUAUUCAGGGUGAAAUGGAGUGGUGUUUCAGUUCUGGUCGGGGCAUUCUCACUUCUAGCAGUUGGGACUUCACUUAUUGGUACCCUCCUCAGUUUCUCAGAGUUCUUCAAGGAGCAGCUUAAAAAUCUAGUUUGGCUUUCUCCUCCAACACAGGAAUUAAAUGGUGGUUGGUGGGGAAGGAAUAAAAUGAGCAUCGUGGCUAUGACAAUUGUAGUUGCUCCUUCUCUGUUUGUCUCAGCAACUUUUCCAGAUGCAUUCUCUGCUGCUACAGAUAUUGCUGGAGGCUACUGCAUGACAGUGCUGUAUGGAGUUCUUCCACCAGCAAUGGCAUGGACAAUGCAGAAGAGGGAAUAUGAGGGUUCUGGUGCAAAAUCAUUAUCAGAAGCUUGGCCAGCUCUUAUUAUGGUCUCUUUAUUUGCUUGUGGCAUUGUGGUGGAUCAAAUCCUGCAAGAUACCCAAGCCCUGCACUUGUAAAUUCCUUCACAUUGUAUAUUUAACUCUCACUCUCUGAACAAUAUACUCUUGAGGACAUUAGUUUCCAUGUAGAUCAUUUUCUACAUCCAUUGCCUCACAAAAUGUAACAUUGUGAGAUUAAUGCCAUUUUUGGUAGGUUGGAAUUGUAGAGAUGGAAAUGGAAUUGGGAUAAAAAUCUGAAUAAAGUGAUGUUUGGUA
Molecule: messenger RNA, 1728 nt
Organism: Prosopis cineraria
Lineage: Eukaryota; Viridiplantae; Streptophyta; Magnoliopsida; Fabales; Fabaceae
Exons: 8
Coding region: 7-1530 (507 amino acids)
Biological process (GO): amino acid transmembrane transport
Source: RefSeq, a predicted model, not a curated record